Messenger RNA from Gadus macrocephalus (Pacific cod), 1150 nucleotides. RefSeq names its product deoxycytidine kinase (gene dck). Bases 189 to 983 code for a protein of 264 amino acids. The record is from RefSeq and is a predicted model, not a curated record. Gene Ontology annotation, biological process: nucleobase-containing compound metabolic process. The transcript is spliced from 7 exons. Gene Ontology annotation, cellular component: cytoplasm; mitochondrion. Gene Ontology annotation, molecular function: ATP binding; deoxycytidine kinase activity. Lineage: Eukaryota; Metazoa; Chordata; Actinopteri; Gadiformes; Gadidae.
UUAGUGCGGAGUAGUGACGAGUGCUUGACGACACUAGAUUUACAUAUCGCCAGACCAAUGGGUGAAGCAUACUCUGCAACCCGCCCCUGACCCAUAGCUAAUCAGCUUGAUGCGCCAAAUUUUGAGAGAGGGCUCCAAGUGGGAAACAACAACGCGUUAGAGAAGAACCUUUAUCCUAUUCUCUGAACAUGUCUCCCUCACCACCCAAGAGAGUCCACACCGAUUCAACGAACAACAGUUCGGAAAAGAGAAUAAUGCGGAUCUCGAUCGAGGGGAAUAUUGCGGCGGGAAAGUCUUCGUUUGUGCGCCUCCUGGAGAAGGAGAACAGCGACUGGGCUGUGGUGCCCGAGCCCAUCGCUAGGUGGUGCAACGUGCAAACAAAGCAGAGCGAUUCUGAGGAGCUGACCCAGUCUCAGAAGAGUGGUGGAAACGUGCUGCAGAUGAUGUACGAGAAGCCGGCGCGGUGGGCCUACACGUUCCAGUCAUACGCGUGCAUGAGCCGCGUGCGCUCCCAACUCAACGGGCUCAACGGCAAACUGCGUGAGGCCGAGAACCCUGUGCAGUUCUGCGAGCGAUCCAUCUACAGUGAUAGGUACAUUUUUGCAACCAACCUCUAUGAGAGCGACUGUAUGAAUGAGGAAGAGUGGGCCAUCUACCAGGACUGGCACGGCUGGCUGCACACUCAGUUUGGCAAGCAGAUCGAGAUGGAUGGCAUCAUCUACCUCAGAGCUUCUCCUGAGAGAUGUAUGGAGAGACUGCGCAGACGAGGCCGUACGGAGGAGCAGGACAUUCCCCUUGAGUACUUGGACAACCUCCACUUGAAGCACGAGAGCUGGCUGCAGCACAAGACCAUGCCGAUGGAAUUUGAGUUUCUCAAUAAAGUGCCAAUUCUGACACUGGAUGUAAACGAAGACUUUAUCUGCAAUGAAGAAAAGUGCAGUAACAUGAUAGAGAAGGCGAAGGAGUUUUUAAGCAGCAUCUAGAAGUCAUCUGAGGAGAAGGAGAGUGGAUUUUAUUGACAACUGUUAAACAUUUGUGUGUGACAAUAUUUCAAUUAUUUGAUGUUUUAUAUUUUGUAUUGUAUUUUCAUGUGAACACUUCCAUGAAAUUCUUUUAAGUGCCCAGUACUAAUAAAGAUGUAUUUAUUUUA